Molecule: messenger RNA, 1080 nt
Organism: Fusarium sp. VM40
Lineage: Eukaryota; Fungi; Ascomycota; Sordariomycetes; Hypocreales; Nectriaceae
Source: the annotation of a GenBank genome assembly
AUGUCGACACUUUUCGGAGGCGCGUCAAGCUCAGCAGCAGCGACAAGCAACACUGUUGGCGACCUCAAGAACGACGUUGCGCUUUCCGAUCCUCCCACUGACACCAUCUCCGAUCUUUCCUUCUCCCCUGCGCCAAACGGACCCGACUUUCUCGCCAUCGCAAGUUGGGAUAAUAAGGUCCGCGUUUAUGAAAUUGCCGCCAACGGCACCAGUCAGGGCCGACACGCUUAUGAGCACAGUCAGCCUGUUUUGGGCUGUGACUUUUCCAAGGAUGGAACAAAAAUCGCUUCUGCAGGCGCCGACAAGAAUAUCAAGGUCUGCGAUCUCGCCUCCCAGCAAGAUAUUGUUGUAGGCACACACGAUCAGCCCGUGCGAACAGUACGGUUCUUCGACAGCGGUAACGGCCCCAUGGUAGUCUCAGGCUCUUGGGACAAGACGGUCAAAUACUGGGAUCUUCGACAGCAGGGACCUGCGGCCACAGUAACAUGUCAAGAGCGCGUUUAUACGAUGGACGUCCAGGACAACCUCUGCGUGGUAGGCACCGCCGACCGCUACAUCAAUGUCAUCGACCUCAAGAACCCGACCAAGUUCUACAAGACACUGCAAAGCCCACUUAAGUGGCAGACCAGAGUGGUUAGCUGCUUUACCGACUCGGCUGGUUUCGCUAUUGGUAGUAUCGAGGGCCGCUGCGCUAUCCAGUAUGUCGAGGACAAGGACGCAACGUCCAACUUCUCCUUCAAGUGCCACCGAGACCCGCCGGCCAACAGCGUCACGAACGUCUACGCCGUUAACGAUAUAUCAUUCCAUCCCGUCCACGGCACAUUCAGCACGGCUGGUUCCGAUGGUACCUUCCACUUCUGGGACAAGGAUGCUAAGCAUCGUCUGAAGGGAUACCCCAACGUUGGCGGUAGCAUCACCUCGACCAAGUUCAACAAGAACGGUUCCAUCUUCGCAUACGCUGUUGGCUACGACUGGGCCAAGGGAUACCAGCACAACACGCAAAACUACCCUAUCAAGGUGAUGCUGCACCCUGUCAACAACGACGAGUGCAAGCCCAGGCCAUCCAUGAAGAAGCGAUAG